Messenger RNA from Cyanistes caeruleus (blue tit), 7976 nucleotides. RefSeq names its product ST6 N-acetylgalactosaminide alpha-2,6-sialyltransferase 3 (gene ST6GALNAC3). Gene Ontology annotation, molecular function: alpha-N-acetylgalactosaminide alpha-2,6-sialyltransferase activity. NCBI's taxonomy places the organism in Eukaryota, Metazoa, Chordata, Aves, Passeriformes, Paridae. The record is from RefSeq and is a predicted model, not a curated record. Gene Ontology annotation, biological process: ganglioside biosynthetic process; oligosaccharide metabolic process.
AACAUCAUUAAGAGUUUUAAAUUAAAAAUUCCAUGUAGCGUUUGGAUAACCUGGUAAGAUUUCCUGUUCAUAAUCAUAACCUGCUGGUUUUUUAAUCAUCUCAUCCUCUACCUCAGCCAUGACAUUGGGCUGCUGGGUACCUUAAAUUUCUUACUUAUAGUGUUGAGUUACAUGAGGUAGGAACUUGAUACAGAAGGUUGGGAAGAUGAGAUCUCUGGAUAACAGCAGACUGGAUCUGUUACUCUGCCACUGACUCAGGUUGCACCAGAAGGGAGAAAAAUGUCACCUUGUGUCAUCCUUGUCUGAUAAAACUUUGUAGUGGCAACAAGUGUAAGAACAGGUUCUUCCUUUUUGGCACGUUUUCACUACAUGAACCAGUGUCUGAUUUCAUUGAUCAGUGAGAUGAUAGCUUUCAGGCUUUGUGUAAACCUGCACUUCUAAAACACAGAUGUGGGACUACAAAAUUAACUUACUGUUUAAGUCUGUGAGGUUUUGGCUUUGAAGUUCUUUCCAUAGGUGGAAGUGCAGCUUUAUCAGUGCCACAGUGCCCAGCCACCAAGCAAGCCAACUGUUCAUGGCACAGCCUGCCCAGCAGGACUACCCACACUGGCACUACACACUCCUGCCUGAAUGCUGGGAUUUCACAGCUGUAUUAAUCUCUGCAAAUUGAGGCUUGAUCAGCCGUCUCCACAAAGGAUUGAUUUCUUAUGACAGAAAUAGUUUUUAAGAAUUAGAAUUGAAAAGGGCUGCUGCCCACACAGCCAUAUUUUCCCCAAGGUUACGUCUUCGUAGGAAUGUCAUCGGAAGGGUUUGGACUAGAUGGAAAACACGCAAGGUCUUUCUCCUCAGAACUAAAGGUCUUUGUCCUCAGAACUAGAAGCAGUGACUGUGUGGCCUGUCACAAUGACUCAGACUUGAAAGGCAGAUUCAUACUGCCUUUGACAUUCCUACUAGGCAACAACAACCGUGUUAAUUUCGGAUGGAAAAUUGCAAUUUAUGUGAGCUAUGUUUGGCCUAAAGCUGAUUUCAAGAGUACUGUAAAUUCAGGUAAAGCACUUCAUGAGACUCAUGGAAUGAUGUCCUUACAAUGGCUCCUUGCUUUUAUAAUUUGGUGGAUGCCUUUCCUUGUGUAGUUUCUCUGAGGUGAAAUUAGCUCAGCCUAAGGCUGGACUUCCUGUUGCUCUUUGUGGUGAUCUCAGCUCAAGUCACACCUUCAGUUUUGUCCCAAGGGAAAAAUAAAGUGAAAUCUCACAUCCCUCCUGAAAGAAAGUGGGAAGGAUAGAUGAUGCUGAUGUCUAGUAAUGAUGAAGUAUUUUUAAGAUAAAUAUUAAUUUACAAGAAGUCUAAAAGUUAAAGUUCACUACAUUUUGGCUGAUGUGAUGUUUAGAAUAAAAGCAUGUCAGGGAUGCUUAAAACAAGACAACUACCCAUGCCUCUGCCUUUUCUUAAGUAAUAUAAUUCACUGGAAAUCCCUCAAUGCUUUGGACAUAUUGAAAUGGUUGACCUUUCCAGGAUGGUUUCUCUCCAGUCUCAUUCCUUUUAUUCUACAGAGCUGGUACGGUGGAGGGUGGGAAGGGGGUGGAAUAUGAAAAACUCAGAUGAAGACUUCUUUCAUGCCCAUCACACAGGUGAAAGGAACAGUUUCACUCCUAGAAAAACCAGAUUCUUGACUGCUAGAGAGAAAAACAGCCAAUUAUUUUUUAUUCAGGAAAGAAUGAAUUAUUUGUUUACCUUAUUCACUAAGAAACAGAACUUUGUUACAAAACUCCUUAUGAAUAACUAUCACUUAAAGACACAUAAAAUGCUAUCCAGAAUGAUCUAACACUGGCUGGUGGUAGCCUCUAAUUAAAAAAAGGCUGUAAGUCCUUCCUUUAACACCUUCUUCCACUGACUUGUCAUUUAGAUAUUUGCUAAUGUUAAUCAACACAGUUAUAAACUUCACUAAAUUAUUUUUCAUUAGUCGUCCCAGCAAUACUACAAUUUUCAGCUCAAAAGCUUCGGCUUGUGUCUGUAACUGAGCAAGGAAGUGGAUCUCCAGUGGUGAGAGGUGCUGAGGAGUUUGCAGGACCUGUGUAAGAGUACAGCACUUUGGAUGCUGCUACAAAGGCCAAACACACAUUGGCAUCUUCUCUGGAAAUGCUCAGGAAGGCAGCCAAGGAGUGUGAGCAGGAGAAAUCCCCCCAGGCCGUUUGCUCUUGGGGAGGAUUUGCUCCUGCAUACAGAUGAGGACAUCAAGUUCCUUUAGUUUCAACCUACUUACUGUCUUGAGGGAUUGCACCUGGAUCCCAGAGGCUUGCCAGGCAGGGAACAGUAUUGGUUGCUAAAUGAGCAGCACAGCACUAACCCCUUCUGGCUCCCACCCACUGAGGGGCUCCGUGGUACAUGGUUCCAUAACUUGAACUGGAGGCUACUGCCUGCAUGUAAACAGGUACCCUGACUUGCUGCAGAGGGGAUGAAGACACACAUUACAAAGAAUUUAUUAAGAGAGCUGGAGAGCUUUUGGUACUAAAGCAGCAGGAGUGAAGCAAUGUGGCACAAAAGGAAUACAGGGAAGGUGCCAAGUACAGAAAACACAGAGGGUUCCAAGAUGAAGUAAUGAGAAGUACUGAGAAAGUGUAAGAAGGGGAGAAAGAAACUGCAGGAGAAGUGACAAAUACGAAGUAAAACCUCUAUGAUAUAUAGAGUAUGUUAUAUAAGGGAAAAAUUUGAAUUUGAUGAGAUUAUGUAAAGCGAAGGAUUUCUUCAACAGCUUAAUUUAUUCAUCUGCACUUUACCCCACUUUCUUAUCUUAAGAAAGUCCAAAGAAAGCUGCACAAGCAAAAAACUUCACAAACCAAGCCUAGAUUUCCAUUCUCUGUGAUGGAUGCCAGCUCUUAACGCAAAAAGGCGUGCACCACACAACGCAAACACCUCUGGUGGGAUAUUUGAGCUGAUAAUGAUUAUUUCUCAUAGGGCAGCAAUUUAGACAAAGUACAGUGCAAAGGGCUGAACACAAAACAACACCGCGCUCUAACAAGCAGCUUAAGGAUUUUUCCAGCCCCAAUAACAGAGAGAGUUUGGACUUUUCUGCCCAGCUGCCAGCAGCCGUGUGCUGCGAGCACUGAGCGGGCUGCAGGGGGUUAAGGAUGAGCACGCAGCUCGCUGUGCAGGCAUUGCAGAGCCCCUGCGAGGUGCAGGCUGCCGUGGGCAGGGAUGGCAGGGGCAGGAGCUCAGGAAAACACGCUGGAGCCAUGAAUCAAAGGCGGUCAUGUGACGGAGGGGAGGCGCUGGGCUGGCUCCCAGCCAGUGGCAGGAGCUGAUGGGUGGAACGAACCGGGCAGAAAAAGACUAAUAUGACUAACGGAGCCUGGAUGCGUGGUACCUCCGUUCGGAUCUACGGGAAUGUAGGCUCCAGCAGUUCUGCAGCUCCACCAGCCUCUUGCCCGACACUGGAACUGCUGCUCAUAAAGUAGAAUCCUGCUGCUCUUUGGUAGGAAGGAUAGAGAAAGAACAUGGCCUGCAUUCUGAAGAGAAAGUCCAUUGUUGCUGUGAGUUUCAUUGCUGCAUUCCUCUGUCUGAUCAUCGUUCGUCUCACAAAUGAAGUAACUUUCCCUUUGAUCCUAAACUGCUUUGGACAAACCAGAGUCAAGUGGAUCCCAUUUUCUAAUGGCCAAAGGCAGCCUCUGAAAACUCAUUAUGGAUAUAUAAAUGUAAAAACACAAGAGCCUCUACAACUUGACUGUGACCUCUGUGCCAUUGUUUCAAACUCGGGACAGAUGGCUGGCCAGAGGGUGGGCACCGAGAUAGACAAGUCCUCCUGCAUAUGGAGGAUGAACAAUGCUCCCACAAAGGGCUAUGAGGAAGAUGUUGGGAAGAGGACAACUGUCAGAGUGGUCUCUCACACAAGCGUGCCUCUCCUGCUCAAGAAUCCGGAGUACUUUUUCAAGGAAACCAACAACACAGUUUAUGUGAUCUGGGGUCCUUUUCGAAACAUGAGGAGGGAUGGAAAUGGCAUUGUGUACAACAUGCUGAAGAAGACUGUUGACAGCUACCCAACUGCCAAAAUCUACGUGACGACAGAGAAGCGCAUGAGUUACUGCGAUGCGAUAUUUAAGAAGGAGACUGGAAAAGACCGAGUCCAGUCAGGUUCGUAUCUCAGCACGGGUUGGUUUACCUUAAUUUUGGCUAUGGAUGCCUGCUAUGGAAUUCACGUCUAUGGGAUGAUAAAUGACACCUACUGCAAGUCAGAAGGCUUUCGUAAAGUUCCCUACCACUAUUAUGAGCCAGGAAGAGAUGAAUGUGAGGAAUACUUUCUCCAUGAAAAUGCUCCAUAUGGAGGCCACAGGUUUAUCACAGAAAAGAAAGUAUUUGCUAAGUGGGCCAAGAAGCACACAAUAAUAUUUACUCAUCCCAACUGGACAGUGUCUUGAUACUGGUUUACUUAACUCUCCCUUAACAGCAUAUUACAAAAAUGUCUCAGUUUACAAAAGUUUUGCUUACAUAUGGCUGGCCUUUCUCAGCCUAGGUAACACUAAACUAAAAACCAGAAGACAAGGAGGGUGUUGGUUCAGCUGUUAAGCAAAAUUAAUCAUCUGUGGAAGGCAGACACAUUGUUUGUUAUUUCUUAGGGUUUUAAUCCACACUAUGCACUUUAUACUUUUAACUGGAUUUUAUUUCAAGACAGGAGCAGUUAAAGACAGAUGAGAUUUCCUGUAUAUACAGGUACACACAGGGAACAUGGUGGUCCUUUGAACAUUGUCCAUCAUCUCAGAUAUUUAAAAUUAUUAUUUGUAGCUCAUUUGCUCUACUGAAGCACUAGUUCCAUUUGUGGUAUCAGUAGAAAUUUUUGGCAAGAGAAAUGUGAGGAAAAAUACAGACCUCCAAGGUCCACGAGUGAAUAAAUUUUAAAAAACACCUGAAUAUAUUGAUACACAAUAUAUUGUGAGCACUUGCAUAUAUGGUAAAAUUAGAGAUGAGCUAAGCAUGGUUCUUGAACUGUACCCAACUCUCGAGAGAAGAUACUACCUGCUCAAGAUUCCUGAUUAAUUCAUAACUUCUGAAAUGCAGCUUCCUUCCAUCCUGGUCAGUCUGCACCACCUGGGACUAUGUAGUUUGUGCUUUUUGAAGCUGUUGUCCCACAGUUCAGCUCCAACAGAAUGGCACUUGGCAAAAAAGAUUGUGUUUUGCUGCCCAUGAUGAAGCUUUGGCUGUUUUACCAAGCCUACUGUCAGUACCCAAGCUGGUGAGUUUAAAGUUGUCUCAUGAAUAUCUCAAUUUACUCCAGCUGUGCAUUUGACUUGCUCCAACAUCCAAAUAACAGUAUUUUGACAGUAUUUCUCAUGCAGCCAUCAUAAUUUAUUUUAGAUCUCCAGUUUCUCCAUCUUUAAAAACAAGGAUAGUGUCUAUCUACCUCACAAGGGAGUUGUGAGGACUAAUUUAAUUUAAUUUAAAGCACUUUCCUGAUGCAGAAUGCUCCAUAUCAUUUAUUCUUAUCACAAAAACAAUGGUACCUGUCAUUUAUUCUUGUCUGUUGGGUAUUUGAAGAAAGUGACAGUGUGUCUGGCUAUGAUGGCAAAUUGUUCUGUGCAUCCGCUUUCCUACUGAGGAUAAUUUGCAAUACUGAGUUCUAUCAGCUUGCGUUGCUUCAGAUGAAGUUGAAAGAACUCCCCAUCUCACAGUAUUAACUGCACAUUAAAAGGCAGUUCAAGAAUCUUAAAAUAUACUCAUCUCUAGUUUAAGUAUGUAUUUUAAAGCUUACUGUCAUGGAAAGUUUUCAACUACAGCAGACUCAUUUGUGACAUGACCAUAAUUCAACUACACAUGUGAGUUUUAUUUGAACUGUAUUUAAACUAAUGCUUUAAGUUUAGAAUGUGUCCUAUGAAUAUCUUAACAUCUGGAAUGUCAGACUCAACACUGUAAUAGCCAAUACUGUGAACACUUGAAGGAAUUAUGUGUGGAACAUGUCACACAGGGUUUACUCACACUACUUAAACAUUAACCAACAGGAAACUUUGUAUGCUUCUGUAAAUCAAGAAAAGGGGAAAGUAAAAAGCUAUUUUUACAUGUAAGUAUUUGUAUACUGACUAUUUCCUAUUGUAUAUUUGUAUAUAUAAAUCUAUAUUUUAUAUGUUCAUUGCAUAUAUAUUCUUCAUCAACAGCUCCAACUCAUAGGAUAGGGAGGAAAUCUCUUCACCAGUAUUCCUCCUCCUGAUCAUUGGUUUCUUGUUCCUGUUGGUAGGUGAUUCCAAGGUGUCAUCUCUGUUGCCCCUUCUAUUUUCUACCAGAAAUGAAGUUCUCUGAUUUUAUUUUUUAAUAUAGCUCAGCUUUCACUGCUUACUUUAGUACUCUCUUCUGGUUGUCAGACAAAGGCUGGGGCCAUGCUUAUGGUCUUGGAUUAAGAUCUAUAUUCAAACACAGGCUUUGUCGCAGAUUUCUGGCAUAACCUUCCUGUUUGGAAAAGGAGAACAAUAGUAUUUUCCUACUUCCUUUCUUGACUGACUUUUUUGAAAGCUGUUGAGAUCAGUAUUCCCAUUUUCAAUUCAUUUGUAUAAUGCUUUGAAGAAAAGGUACCCAAAGUGUCUGAAAAUUACAGGCAAUGCUGUGAUAUACCAGUAAUUAAAAUUGGCUGUUUCUUGUCCAUGGAGUUUAAAAUCAGCUGUAGACUGAUACAACAUGGGAUGAAAUCAAAAGGGGAAAAAGGGUCAUGGCUGGAUGAAGAGCUGUAGUAACAAAACCAGAUUUAUCACCAUAUGCAUCUUUUCAGUUCAGAUGGGUGGCUGGAUAUAUGGAAUGCUAAUAAAAAAUUGUAAGGCAGGAUUUGAAACACGCAGGACAUGCAGAAUUAGGAAGAAUGUUCCACACAUAUUUUACAGGACAGCCUAGGAAAUCUAAUCAUUCCCUUCAGAGAAGAGGAACUGAGAAGAAGAACAUCAGGCCAACUGAACUUCUAUUUAGAAGGUUUUUGGGUUAAUAGAUACUACUAUGAAAGUGCUGCACAUGGAAAUUGUUUGGGUGGGACAGACUCACAUGGAAGUGUCCUCAUGAAACAGUGUUUCUCCCCAAAAGUGUUUCUCCCCAGUGAGCAUAAGGGCUCUGCCUGAGUUGUGUUCAGCUGCUGUGAAACACCUGUGAAAGUUUUUAAGAUAAUAUUUGCCAGUUCACCAUAAACGUGUUGUAAAAUAUGUGCUUCAUUCUGAAGUUCUUUGAAGAGUGCUUGCAUGCUACAUGAAACACUAUCACAAAGAAUAGCUAAGAAAAAUACAGCUCUAAGAACAUCUAAACGUACACAAAAUUGAGAACACAAUUAGAGUUCAGGUGUCACAGAGCAAAGUAAGUGUUGCUCUCUGCCUGGAUUUGCAGUAAGAGCCAAUCUACUUCAGAAACAUUGCAGCAGAAACAUUCGUACUAGAGAAAAUAAACAUCAGUUCUCUUAUUUAAAUGAGCCUGUCUUUAGCAUAACUUAAAUGCAUAUUUACAGGGUUUUUAUUAUAUGAGUAAGUAACUGUGACCACUGCAUUAAAGAUGAUUCUACAAAGAAAUUACUUGCUUGAAAUCUGUUAAAAACCAGCUGUGGUACUAAAGAAAUAAUGUCAGUACUUGGAUGUGUAUAAGGGAUCUUGGUGGUUCACCUGAGAGCAGUUAAGAAAUCAGCUGAGAAUCACUUAUUAAUUCUUUAAGAUAAAACUACUAAAGUUUACCUGAAUGUAAUCAUAUCCUAAUUGCUUAUUCAUUCAAGCAGUCCUAUUUUAAUCAGCUACUCAUGAGUAUAAAACAAGCAGGGAGUUUACUUGAGGUUUUCAAAAUGCAUUUUCAUGUUGCUACUAAUAGAGGAAUGCUCAAAAAUAGUUUGGCCUUUUUUUUUUUGCCAUUAGUGAGCUGAAUAGUCAUUAGAAGUUUCUUUUAAAAUGGGGGGGGUGGGGAGGUUAAAUAAACUCUUUUUAAAGAGAGGGAAUAAAAGGGCACAAAUGGCUUGGUUUUAAUAAAUGUUUAAAUUUUAA